AUGUCUGCAGAUGCGUUUGGCGCCGGGGGCAGCGAUGCCCAGCAGAGCCUUCAAUCAUUCUGGCGCGUCAUCGAGGAGAUCAGGAACCUCACUGUGAAGGAUUUCCGCGUGCAGGAGUUACCUCUGGCCCGCAUCAAGAAAAUCAUGAAGCUGGAUGAGGAUGUCAAGAUGAUCAGUGCAGAGGCUCCAGUGCUGUUUGCCAAAGCUGCUCAGAUCUUCAUCACAGAGCUCACCUUGAGGGCAUGGAUCCACACCGAGGACAACAAGAGACGCACUCUACAGAGGAACGACAUCGCCAUGGCAAUAACCAAGUUUGACCAAUUUGACUUCCUGAUCGACAUCGUGCCCAGAGACGAGCUGAAACCACCCAAGAGACAGGAGGAGGUGCGUCAGUCGGUGGCCCCAGCAGAGCCGGUGCAGUACUACUUCACCCUGGCCCAGCAGCCCGGGGCAGUCCAGGUGCAGGGCCAGCAAGCGGGCCAGCAGGCCAACGCCCAGCAGGCCACCACCAUCCAGCCUGGACAGAUCAUCAUCGCCCAGCCCCAGCAGGGACAGGUGCUGCAAGGGGCUACCAUGCAGCAGCUACAGCAGGUGCAGUUAGCCCAGUCACAGAACACACCUAUCACGAGUGCUCCGGUCACCAUGCAGGUUGGGGACCAGCAGGUUCAGAUCGUCCAGGCGUCGGCCCAGGGCCAGGGCCAGGCUUCCCAGGCAGCAGGACAAACCAUGCAGGUCAUGCAGCAGAUCAUCACCAACACAGGAGAGAUCCAACAGAUACCUGUGCAGCUCAACACUGGCCAGCUGCAGUACAUACGUCUGGCCCAGCCCGUCUCUGGAACACAGGUAGUCCAAGGACAGAUUCAGACCUUUGCCAACACUCAGCAGAUUACACAAACAGAGGUCCAGCAAGGUCAACAGCAGUUCAACCAGUUCACUGAUGGACAGCAGUUGUACCAGAUCCAGCAGGUUACCAUGCCAGCGGGACAGGAACUGACUCAGCCCAUGUUCAUCCAGUCCACCAAUCAGACGGCCGACGGCCAAGUCACCACGCAGGUCAGCGCCGAAUAAGGUCACGGCACCAUGCUGCCAGCUCCGCCUCCAGCCACCAACACCAACCAACAAGGCCCCCAGAUUCCUUGACUCAGAUCCCCACAGGACUCCCUGCAACCCUGUCUCUCUUUUCUAAGACCUGGUCUACACCGUCACGUUAGGAACUGGACUCUGACAACACUCACUUUUGUACAGUUCACUUUUCAGAGUCAAAAAACCAAAGGGACUCCUCGCAACUUCCUCUUAGUCUUUCGUCGCAUCGAAGUUCAUGUCAAAUGCUUCCAUAUGGCCUUCCUGACCCCCCCAAACCCCCCCCCCCCCCCCCCCUUCCCCUGGCCAUCACUGACCUCAGCCCCAGAAUCAGCCACCACCUUGUGACCAACUCUCAGUUCUCCUGUGUGCACGUGCGUCUGUUGUGUUGUGUUCUCCUGGCAGACCUGUGCUUGCAUCCUUUUGUCUCGUGUGUCCAAGCUGAGAGAACAAGCCUAUCAUGCCUGCUGUCAAGUCUCCUUCACGUCCACAACUGUAGAUCGUGGAAACGAUAAAGCCAUACCUUGCACAUUCAGUUCACAGUGAAUCAUUGUUUGUUGUCUGGGAAGGAUAGAUGAUGUGAUUGGUCUGUGAAUAGUAUUGUCUCUGCUGUUCUCCAUGUUGGUGAGGUAUAACAAAGGGCUUCUAAGUGUGUGUGUGUGUGUGUGUGUGUGUGUUUGGUUUAGUAUUGUGAACCAUGUCCCCAUCCCUUCUCCAAGACACUUUCGGUUCAUGUCUUCCUUUCUUGUAUCUCUUUUUAUCCCUCCUUCUCUUUGUCCCUCUCUCUACCUUUGUCUGUCAGAAGUUGUGUCCAGGUGCCCUGUCUUGCCCUUGUAGAAACGCCACAUGUACAAACACAACUCGCCCUGGAUGGGAAUAAGUCCUUUUAGAGACCCCUUUUUAAUACAGGUUCUAACUGUUAAGGUUUCUUUUUGUUUUCAAAAAACGAUCCCCCCCCUUCCUGUUUUCUUAUUUUUUAUUCAUCAUUAUAAUUGUUGCUCUUAUUAUUGUUGUUUGCAUGUAGUUUAAAAUGGCAGCAUGAUAUGCAAUAGAUAGGUACAAAAGUUUAUUUUCGACGUUCUUUUUUGUAAGCAAACUUUGUUUGUGAGAAAAACGAAAUAAAAAAAACAACAUGA
Molecule: messenger RNA, 2216 nt
Organism: Hypomesus transpacificus
Lineage: Eukaryota; Metazoa; Chordata; Actinopteri; Osmeriformes; Osmeridae
Gene: nfyc
Product: nuclear transcription factor Y, gamma
Biological process (GO): regulation of DNA-templated transcription
Cellular component (GO): nucleus; CCAAT-binding factor complex
Molecular function (GO): protein heterodimerization activity; DNA binding; DNA-binding transcription activator activity, RNA polymerase II-specific
Source: RefSeq, a predicted model, not a curated record